UGGUAAGUUCUGACGUCCAGAUAUUACCAGAUAAUGCACAAGGAAAGAAUUGAAGGCAUAUUGUCAGCACCGAUAUCUUCGCCUGUCUUGGUGCCCUAUGUGGCUCAGUCAGAGAAUCGUAAGGGUCCACGUCGGUGGCAAUCGUUUCAUGAUGCCCGAGAACCGAACCCGAGAACCGAGUCCCAGACUGCCAUUCGUGCGAUAGUUACACUGCGGAAGACAUGGAUAUCGAAUACGGCCCUUGUAGCUAGACACAGAUACCAGCAAUACUGGAGACCAACAGGUGGGGAAGCGUGUUGUAUAGUGAUCGAUUCACAAACUCCCUAGCGGGUUUUCAUACCACAAACAGGAAUGAUCUGUCCAAGAUAUCACCAAUCUUGAUAUCUACCCAAAGUAGCCAAGUGUCACAAUUCAUUGAUUCAGAGAAUCAAUGCAGAGGAAAGAAAAACGGGCUGGAAUUGCUUCGGAUCCAGAUCUAUAUAAACACCAAAGAUAGCAUCGAAAAUAUAUUUUCAUCUUCACAUUCACACUGAGAUACCAGGCCUACAAGGAACAACAUUCUCUUCACCUUUUUAUCAAUAUGUCGCAAAGAUUGCUCCGUGACCUACCCGAGAUUGAUCUCGUCUUCCCCAGUACUCUGGUACUGGAAGAUGCAGUCGAGUUCCUCCGGAAGGAAACGUUCGAUGGUGCGGUGAACCACUGUGUCCGCUGCGCCUAUUUCGCUGUGAUCAUCGGCAAAAAGCACCCCACAUUCGCCGGGUUGACGCUCGACAUGGAAAGUGUUCUGCUGGGUUGUAUCCUUCACGAGGCCGGAUGGACCCAGACACCCGGCUUGUACUCGAAGGAUAAACGGUUUGAAGUCGACGGCGCAAACGCCGCCCGGCACUUCCUCCAGAACCACGCCGAAGCACCCAGGUGGGAUAAGCACCGAAUUCAGCUGGUCUGGGAUUCAAUUGCGCUGCACACCACCCAGUCUAUUGCGAUUCACAAACAGUCAGAGGUGCAUCUCAUGAACUUGGGUAGCUUCACGGACUUUGUGGGGCCACUCUUACCAGGCGACUAUAUUACAGUCAAUGAAUACAAGGCCAUCGUUAAGGCCUUUCCCCGUGGUGAUUUUAUGGAAAGAGGGAAGAAGGUUAUGUGUGGCUUUUGCAGGGAUAAACCCGAGACGACGUACGAUAAUCUUGUCGGUGACUUUGGGUUGCUCUUUGGGUAUGAUGGGAAGGGCGAGGGCAAAGAGGAGUAUGCAAAAGUGCAUGAGGAACAUAGUCGCCUAAUGGGGCCUCUGUUUGCUGCCUGGGAUGAAUGCUCGAAGUAUGAGGAGUAAGCUAUUCGCUACUGGAGAUGGCAGUGGUGCGAUACAUACCAGUGCACUAGUUGUGAUUGACGCAAGGUUCUGCUUCUGAAAGCAGAACUUGUCCACCAUGUAUGUAUGAAGCUGGC
Molecule: messenger RNA, 1443 nt
Organism: Aspergillus pseudonomiae
Lineage: Eukaryota; Fungi; Ascomycota; Eurotiomycetes; Eurotiales; Aspergillaceae
Exons: 1
Coding region: 581-1327 (248 amino acids)
Source: RefSeq, a predicted model, not a curated record